Acanthamoeba castellanii str. Neff is the source of this 1626-nucleotide messenger RNA. Its product is annotated as ABC2 type transporter superfamily protein. Gene Ontology annotation, molecular function: RNA binding; ATP hydrolysis activity; ABC-type transporter activity. The coding region runs from base 1 to 1626 and encodes 541 amino acids. The transcript has 15 exons. Gene Ontology annotation, cellular component: membrane. The record is from RefSeq and is a predicted model, not a curated record. Lineage: Eukaryota; Discosea; Longamoebia; Acanthamoebidae.
AUGCCGAAGCUGAAGAAGCUCGAGCUCGUGGAAAAUGUCAUCUUGGAGCUGGGCCUGAAGGACUGUGCCAACACGAAGAUCGGAGGCGAGAACUCGCACGGCAUCAGCGGUGGCGAACGCCGCCGCGUGUCCAUUGCGCUGCAGCUCCUCACCGACCCCAGCGUGCUGCUUUUGGACGAGCCCACGUCGGGCCUGGACAGCUUCACGGCCAACAAACUGAUGAACACCCUGCUCGACAUUGCCCACCAGGUGGUCUAUUUUGGCGAGGCGAGGGACAUUCUGGCGUACUUUGACGAGCUGGGCUACGUCUGCCCGAGCCACGUCAAUCCCGCCGACUACUUCCUGGAUUUGAUGACGGUCGACCCGCGCAGCGAAGAAGCGGAGAAAGAGUCCAAGGACCGCCUGGAGACGCUGACCCAGGCAUGGACCAACUCGGAAGACCUUACCAACACACUCAAACAGGUGCAGGAGGAGAAGGAAGCGCGGGCGCUCAACCUCAACGCCGAGAAGGAGGAGAAGAUGUAUUCCCUGCGGUCGGCGCUGCCCGCCUACAAGGCCUAUCCGAUCCUCGUUCGGCGAGCCUACAGGAACCUUCUUCGCGACCCGCAGGCUGCGCUCACCCGAUUCACCCAGGUGAUGGCUUUUGCGGUGAUCAUGACCAUCUGCUUCCUGCGUAUCGACAACGACCAAACCGGAGUACAGAACAAGCUCGGCUUCCUGUACGAGGUCCUCUCGCUUCUGUUCGUCGGUCAGCUCAACGCCAUCGCCAUGUUCCCGGGAGAGCGCAAUGUGUUUUACCGAGAACGCAUCGACGGGCUCUACGGCACAACAACGUUCAUGCUCUCCUACAUGUCCAUUGAGAUCCCGCUCGACCUCAUCUCCGUAGCUGGCUGCUCGUGCCUCACCUACUUCGUGAUCGGGCUAAGCUUGGAAGACGCUUGGCGAUUCUUCGUGUUCUACGGCGUGGCUCUGGCGUUCCUGUUUACGGGUGAGACCGUGGGCCUCUUCCUGUGUUCGCUCUUCUAUGACGUGGGCAUUGCCAACAUGCUUUCAGCGGUCAUGUUCUCGCUCUUCCUGCUGAUGAGCGGGUACUUCCGCGGGGCGAGCUCACUUCCGUACCCUCUGCGUUACGCCAACUACGGUCUCAUCACCUACUACGGCGCCGAGGUGCUGGCUGUCAACGAGUUCCACGAGCUCGAUCUUGACUGCGAGCCCAGCCAGGCUGUCAACGGGACCUGUACCUAUGCCAACGGUGAUGCUGUGAUUGACAGCCUUAACUUUGAUGUGGAUCGCUUGUGGCCCUACUUUGGGACGAAGGGCUACGACAAGUACCAGCCGGGAACUCCAUCGCACAAGCUGCAUCUCAAGAACCUGCACCGAAAGAAGGAGAUCUCUCCCUCGGAGCUGCUCCGUCUCUUCGGCUCCUUCGUCGCGCCAGGCCAAAGCCCAAACGACAUCGAGAUCAAGGUGAUGACGGGCCGUAUGAGCGGCCAGGCCUUCGUCACGCUGGCCAGCCAGGAACUCGCCACCCAGGCCUUGGCAGCCGUCCACGGCUACGUCCUCCACGGUUUGCCCAUCCUCGUCGAGUACGGACGUGAAGCCAAAGGCAAGCCGAUGGCAGAGUGA